Molecule: messenger RNA, 1714 nt
Organism: Capsella rubella
Lineage: Eukaryota; Viridiplantae; Streptophyta; Magnoliopsida; Brassicales; Brassicaceae
Product: E3 ubiquitin-protein ligase PUB24
Exons: 2
Coding region: 4-1398 (464 amino acids)
Biological process (GO): protein ubiquitination
Molecular function (GO): ubiquitin protein ligase activity
Source: RefSeq, a predicted model, not a curated record
CAAAUGGAUCAUGAGGAGGAAGAAGAGAUCGAGAUCCCUAAUUACUUUAUCUGCCCAAUCUCACUUGAGAUCAUGAAAGAUCCAGUCACGACCGUUUCUGGCAUCACCUACGAUCGCCAAUGCAUCGUUAAAUGGCUCGAAAAGGUCCCCUCUUGUCCCGUCACGAAGCAACCACUUCCCUUAGACUCCGAUCUUACUCCUAACCACAUGCUUCGCCGUCUCAUCCAGCACUGGUGUGUAGAGAACGAGACUCGCGGCGUUGUCAGAAUAUCAACACCUCGAGCUCCUCCCGGGAAACUUAAUGUUGUCGAGGAGAUCAAGAAACUCAAAAAGCUCGGCCUAGAAGCGUUACGAAGAGAAGAUACGUUGCAGAAGCUUGAAGUUUUGGCAAUGGAGGGAAAUAACAGGAGAUUUAUGUGUGAAGCUGGCGUACAUAAGUCUUUGAUCUUGUUAGUAGUCAAGUGCACUAGCGAAGAAGAAGAGGGACGACGUGGUAUCAAAGAGCUAGAUGAGUCUCUUCGUCUUCUUCACUUGAUCGGUGUUCCAUCAAAUGACGCAAAAACAAUCUUGAUGGAAAACGAUCGAAUCAUGGAAUCGUUGACUUGGGUUUUACACCAACAAGACUUCUUCAAUAAGGCGUACACGGUUUUGCUAUUGAGGAAUCUAACGGAAUACACUUCCUCUCAUAUAGUGGAGAGAUUGAAUCCCGAGGUUUUCAAAGGGAUCAUAAGGUUUCUCAAGGAUGUAGUAAAGAGUCCUAAUCUGACGAGCCCUAGCGUGAGUGAUACGGUACAAUCUUCAAGACCUAGCUUGGGAAAAACGGAACCAUCAAAACAUGAUCAUAGUUUGGUCAUCAAACAAGCGGUGACCUCCGCGCUGAUGAUUCUUUUAGAGACUUCUUCGUGGAGCCGAAACCGAUCGAUCCUAGUUGAUCUCGGUGCGAUUUCUGAACUCAUCGAGCUCGAAAUGAGCUACACAGGAGAGAAGAGAAUGACAGAACUUAUGUUAGGAGUUUUGUCUCGUUUAUGUUGUUGCGCCAAUGGUAGAGCCGAUUUUCUUGCUCAUAGGGGCGGAAUCGCGGUUGUCACAAAGCGGUUACUGAGAGUUUCACCUGCAGCAGACGAUAGAGCUCUAUCUAUCCUAAGCACUGUCUCAAAAUUCUCGCCAGAAAACAUGCUUGUGGAAGAGUUGGUAAACGUGGGGACAGUGGAGAAGCUCUGUACCGUUCUAAGAGUUGAUUGUGGUCUGAAUUUGAAGGAGAAAGCUAAAGAGAUACUUAAAGAUCAUUUUGAUGAAUGGAAGAAGUUUCCUUGUAUUGAUAUGACUCUACUUACUAAGCUUCUAAGUUCCUCACCCAAAGAUCAACUCAACGAGUUUUACUCACGAGUUGGUGUUUAGAUUUCCUCUGUGUACUCGGAUAGAGAAUAUUUAUAAUCUGCCGGACACAACACAUACUUUUUAGUUACUCACCAUAUUCAAGUGUGCUGCAUUCAAUCAAAUUCUACAUCGACCUAUUAGAUCACAAUGAGUCAAUGAUGAUGCAUAAAGUUUAAGUGAUACAGAGAUCCUUGAUUAAGCAAAUGUAAUUUCUUAAGUGUAACCAAAACCACUCUAAAACUUCUGUUUCACAGAUUGUAUAGACAGACAUAACCAUCGAGUAUUCUAAUUGAAAUACACAAACCAAAUAAUAGCUUUUUAAACUCCAAAACCAAAA